Messenger RNA from Centropristis striata (black sea bass), 1771 nucleotides. It is a transcript of the gene s100t, whose product is annotated as S100 calcium binding protein T. The record is from RefSeq and is a predicted model, not a curated record. NCBI's taxonomy places the organism in Eukaryota, Metazoa, Chordata, Actinopteri, Perciformes, Serranidae. The transcript is spliced from 2 exons. Gene Ontology annotation, molecular function: transition metal ion binding; calcium ion binding. The coding region runs from base 1077 to 1403 and encodes 108 amino acids.
GUGUGUCCAUUUUGAUGAUAGCAGGUGUCUGAUGCGUAAACAGAGAAGGAGGAGAGGAGAAGUGGGGGUGGAAGAGGAGAGGAGCAACAGGUGGAAGGAGGGAAAGGGGAGGAAGGGAUAAGUGGGAUGGGUGGAGUGAGGGGUGUAUUUAAGACGUUGUCCAUCUCAUCCUCCUCAUCAGUCGCUCUUGCCUUCUCUCUCUGCACCUGACCACCAGGCCAGCACUCGCCCUACUCUCAGGUAAGAAAAGAUGUCCAGGGAAGACUUGCACUCUGAAAGCUGUCUCUUUUUUUUCUUCUCUUAGGUUGUUUCGGACUUUUUUAAUGCAUGAUGCUCUCUGCGGGUGGACUGCCUGUUGAAAAAGUUCUUGUGCAAAUGAUCAACAAAGACAGAGAUAGCUUUCUGUUGAUUCACUCAUGGAACCUAAAUUUAUCUUGAGCUUAUGAGUUCUGCCAAAAAAUGUCUUAGUGAUUAGGUUUUAUGCAGCAUUUGUAACACUGUGUCCAUGAGGAGUGACUGAUGUAAGGUGUGACUGACAGUUAGGAAAAGCCUUCACAGUUCAGAGGUGGUGCAGGUUCAAGGAAGGCAAAGACUUACACCUGUCUCCGGUGUUUUCUACCAUCCGGUGGAUGUAAAGUAAAAGCCAGAUCAGGUUGCCUCUGCGUGUCCUGGUUACAUCCCCUCCACUGGUUUGGCUGUUUUACCAGAUUAGAGUCUCAUUCUUAUCAGCUGGCUCACAUGUCCGGCUGCUGACUAUGUCCUGACUCCCAGCGGUCCUCUCGCUGGUGCAAAGCAACAAACAGAUUGAGGAUCAGUUUAAUCUGUAGCGGAAUCUUAUCAGGGCGACUGACAGGGAGGAAACAGUUAGAUCGACUCGACUCCGGGGCUGUGCAGGGUUUCCGACUCGGCAAAAUGCCCCUUCUGUCACUAGAUUAAAAACACCUAGAUCAGUUUGUAUCUAUCUCAGUGAGAAUUCAGGUUUCUGUGUGUGUGUCUCCGUGCAUCAGUCCAUCCUGUGCUGACAUGGACUGCUCUCUUUUACUCCUCCUCUCACCCUUCUUCUAUCCUUCUCCAGAAUGUCUUUGCCCAACUCAGAGAACGCCUCCACCCUGGAGAACGCCAUGCAGCUCAUGAUCCAGACCUUCCAUAAGUACUCUGGAAACGAGGGCGACAAAUACACACUGAGCAGGGCUGAGCUCAAAGAGAUGCUUACCGCAGAGCUCGGCAACUACCUCGGGAACGCCCAGGAUAAGGAGGCAGUGGAUAAGGUCAUGGGAGAUCUGGAUUCCAACAAUGACGGGGAGGUAGAUUUCACCGAGUUCAUCAUACUGGUCGGAGCUCUUACUGUGGCCUGUAACGAUUUCUUCCUGGAGUACAACGACAAGCCAGAGAAGAAGAAGUGAGCACGCCCUCUGCACAAAAUCCAUCCACUCUGCAAACCUCCACAUGCUCCAGGGAGGAAAGAGUUCAGACAGGAGAGAAGGACUUCCUGUCAUGGACUUCACAUUCACAAAUACACUCACACACAAAUAUGUAAUAGUCCUUUGAGUAGUAAUAGUGUGUGUGUAUUUGUCUGCAACGUCCAAUCAAUCCAUUUAUAAGCUGUAUUUACUGCAAUGUGAAAAUCUGGAGAGUUUAAGUCUGUUUCAGCACCUGUCAUUGUUGAAUAUGUGAAUAUAUCUCUCUUUCUUUUUUUUCUUUUCGUGUAUUUUGUAACAUAUUCAAGCAAAGGAAUAUCUCCCUGGAAAGAAUAAAUGUGACCUUUACUCAA